AUGGCAAACACCAAAGAACCAAUGGUCGUAGCAGCUGAAAAAGAAACCACAAAACCCCAUGUUGCAGUCUUACCAAGCCCAGGCAUGGGGCAUAUCAUCCCUCUUCUUGAGAUCGCUAAACGACUGGUUAUCCACCAUGAAUUUCAUGUGAGUUUCAUUGUCAUCGCCACCAACGAAGCCUCUGCAGCCCAAGACAAGCUAAUCAAAUCACCCACCCUCCCUCCAGGCCUUGACGUUGUCUACCUCCCUCCAGUCGAUGUUUUCGCCGUCACCACAAAGGAUAUGUCGUUGCUCGCUCGUCUUUGUGCCAUAGUAGAAGAAGCCAUGAAGUCCCUUAAAUCUGUCCUCAUGGAGUUAGGAAAGCUCAAAGCUGUUGUCGUUGAUUUGUUUUGCACCCAGGCUUUUGACAUCUGCAGUGCACUUUCAAUUCCAGCUUACUUGUUCUUCACUGCAUCUGUUGCUUUGCUUACUUUCUCUCUGUAUUUACCAACUCUUGACCGAGAAGUGGAGGGUGAAUUUGUUGAUCUCCCCGAACCAGUUAAGGUCCCUGGUUGCCCUCCAAUUCGACCUGAAGACCUCCUAGACCAGGUCAAAAACCGUAAGAUUGACGAGUACAAAUGGUAUUUAUUUCACUCCAGCAGGUUCUACUUGGGAACGGGAAUAUUUCUUAAUUCUUGGGAGGAUCUUGAACCAGCGAACUUUAAAGCUAUAACGGAGGGUCCAUUCUUCAAACAAAUUCACACACCACCGGUUCACCCGGUUGGACCCCUAAUCAAACAAGAAGAGCCUCUGACUGCCUCAGAUGCUGACUGCCUGGCGUGGUUAGACAAGCAACCACCUCAGUCAGUUCUUUAUGUGUCACUCGGAAGUGGUGGUACGUUAACAGUUGAGCAGAUCACUGAAUUAGCAUGGGGGCUUGAAUUGAGCCAUCAAAGGUUCCUUUUGGUUGCUCGUAUGCCAACAAAUAGUAGUGCCUCAGCUGCAUUUUUUAAUGUAGGAAGUGAUGUUAAUGAUCCAAAGGCUUAUCUGCCAAAAGGGUUUUUCGAGAGGACUAGUGAAAGGGGAGUGGUGGUGCCAUCAUGGGCACCACAAGUUUCGGUGCUGAAACACCCAUCAACCGGUGGGUUUUUAACUCACUGUGGGUGGAACUCAACAUUGGAGGCUGUUACUCAUGGUGUGCCAAUGAUUGCAUGGCCACUUUAUGCAGAACAGCGAAUGAAUGCGACAAUUCUUGCAGAGGAAGUUGGAAUAGCCAUCAAGCCAGUGGUGGAGGCAGGAGCGAGCUUGGUGGGUCGUAAAGAGGUAGAAAGAGCGGUAAGAUUGAUGAUGGAAGGUGAGGAAGGGAAGAAUACAAGGAAAAGGAUUAGAGAGCUGAAAGAUAGUGCUGCUAAAGCUUUGGAGAUUGGUGGGUCAUCUUAUGACCCGCUUGCUUGUUUGGCCAAGGAAUGGAAAUCUUAA
Dovyalis caffra is the source of this 1458-nucleotide messenger RNA. Lineage: Eukaryota; Viridiplantae; Streptophyta; Magnoliopsida; Malpighiales; Salicaceae. The record is from the annotation of a GenBank genome assembly.